Molecule: messenger RNA, 3169 nt
Organism: Lepidothrix coronata (blue-crowned manakin)
Lineage: Eukaryota; Metazoa; Chordata; Aves; Passeriformes; Pipridae
Gene: CWC22
Product: CWC22 spliceosome associated protein homolog
Exons: 21
Coding region: 206-2917 (903 amino acids)
Biological process (GO): mRNA splicing, via spliceosome
Cellular component (GO): catalytic step 2 spliceosome
Molecular function (GO): protein binding; RNA binding
Source: RefSeq, a predicted model, not a curated record
GAGAGGGGCCGCGGGCGGUGCGGGGGCUGCCGGUGUGCGGAAUCAGCGGGUGUGCGCGGGUCGGCCCUCACCGCCUUCCCCGUGGGACUAGGGAGAGCCACCGAGCGCCGCCCGGCCAGGUGAAAUGUUUUUCACAUGCUGAAUUCCAGCUUGGGUUGUCUGGCUGCUGCACGUUCAGAACUUCAUAAAAAAGCAAGAGGUCGAGAUGAAGAGCAGGGUGACACAAGUAAAUCAUGGUUCCAGCCAUGAAAGGAAGGAAAACUACAGUUCCCGACAAGGAAGUUUGUCUCCAGAGGACAGGGAUAUGGAGCAUGAUGGGUCUCCAUCUCCCAGAAAGAGAAGACACUCCGAUGACAGCAGAUAUGAUCAGGAGUAUUCAAGAAGGGAAUACUAUGAUGACAGAAAUUCAGAUGGAAGAAGAAUGGAAAGGGGGAGAGAUAGACACUAUGACAGAUGGGAGGAGAGAGAAUAUGAUCGGAGGAAGCAGAGGAGAUAUUCAUCACCCGAUCGCAGGAGUCCAGAGAGGUCAACAGUUCAGAGCUCGCUUGCUCAUGAUGAGGCCACUUCAAAGAAGAAAAAAGAAGAAGUGGAUCCAAUCCUUACUCGCACAGGUGGUGCAUAUAUUCCACCUGCCAAGCUCCGGAUGAUGCAAGAGCAAAUCACUGAUAAAAAUAGCUUGGCAUAUCAGAGGAUGAGUUGGGAAGCCUUGAAGAAGUCAAUCAACGGUCUUGUCAAUAAAGUGAACGUUUCUAAUAUAGAAAACAUCAUUCAUGAGCUGCUUCAGGAAAAUAUUGUUAGGGGAAGGGGAUUGCUGUCUAGAUCCAUUUUGCAAGCUCAGAGUGCCUCUCCGAUAUUUACUCAUGUUUACGCAGCUCUUGUGGCAAUUAUCAAUUCAAAGUUUCCAAAUAUUGGUGAAUUGAUUCUCAAGAGGUUGAUACUAAAUUUUCGCAAAGGAUAUCGCAGAAAUGACAAGCAACUCUGUCUAACAUCUUCAAAAUUUGUCGCACAUUUGAUGAAUCAGAAUGUGGCUCAUGAGGUUUUAUGUUUGGAAAUGCUCACCUUGCUUCUUGAGAGGCCUACUGAUGACAGUAUUGAAGUAGCAAUUGGAUUUAUUAAAGAGAGUGGGCUCAAAUUAACAGAAGUUUCUCCAAGAGGUAUCAAUGCAAUCUUUGACCGUCUUCGACACAUUCUGCAUGAAUCUAAAAUUGAUAUGCGUGUUCAGUAUAUGAUAGAAGUCAUGUUUGCUGUACGGAAGGAUGGCUUCAAGGAUCAUCCAAUUAUUCCAGAGGGAUUAGAUCUAGUCGAAGAGGAGGAUCAGUUUACUCAUAUGUUGCCAUUAGAAGAUGACUACAACCCAGAGGAUGUUCUUAAUGUUUUCAAGAUGGAUCCAAACUUUAUGGAAAAUGAGGAGAAAUACAAAACACUGAAGAAAGAAAUUCUUGAUGAAGGUGACAGUGAAUCUGAAGGAGAUCAAGAAGCUGGAAGUAGUGAGGAAGAUGAAGAAGAAGAUGAAGAGGAGGGUGAAGAUGGCCAGAAAGUUACUGUUCACGACAAAACAGAAAUUAACCUGGUCUCCUUCCGUCGUACAAUUUAUCUUGCUAUUCAGUCAAGCUUAGACUUUGAAGAAUGUGCUCACAAACUGCUGAAGAUGGACUUCCCUGAAAGUCAGACUAAAGAACUCUGCAAUAUGAUACUUGACUGCUGUGCUCAGCAAAGAACAUACGAGAAAUUCUUUGGGUUACUGGCUGGGCGUUUCUGCAUGUUAAAAAAAGAAUACAUGGAAUCCUUUGAAGCUAUUUUCAAAGAACAAUAUGAUACCAUUCAUCGUUUGGAAACGAACAAACUGAGAAAUGUUGCCAAGAUGUUUGCUCAUCUACUGUACACUGAUUCAAUUCCCUGGAGUGUCCUUGAAUGUAUAAUACUGAGUGAAGAAACUACCACAUCCUCCAGUAGAAUUUUUGUCAAAAUAUUCUUUCAGGAACUCAGUGAAUAUAUGGGACUUCCUAAUUUAAAUGCAAGAUUAAAAGAUGAGACACUGCAGCCGUUCUUUGAGGGAUUAUUGCCUCGGGAUAACCCAAGAAACACUCGCUUUGCCAUCAAUUUCUUCACUUCUAUUGGCCUUGGAGGACUAACGGAUGAAUUACGGGAGCAUCUUAAAAAUGCACCAAAGUUAAUUAUGACACAGAAGCAAAAUGUUGAGUCAUCGGAUUCCUCUUCAUCUUCAGAGACAGACUCUUCCUCAGAUUCUGAUUCUGACAGCAGCAGUACUAGCUCAGAGUCAUCCAGCAGCAGUGACUCUUCAUCUAGCAGUGACAGCAGCAGUGACUCAGAUGUUUCUAAAACUAGAAGAAGGAGAAUGCAGAAGAAAAAUAGAGAAUCCAAUAAAGUUUCCAGGAAAAAGCAAGAAAGGAAAAGGAAAUCCGUUGAAAAGAAAAUGGGAAGGAGGCAUCAAGAGGAAAGAAGUGAUACUGAGAGCAAAUCAGAAAGAAAUCACCGACAUUUAAGAGAAUCACACAGAGAUGAUGUGUCAAAAUAUCACAGAGAUGAGUCCAAUGGCAGAGAUGGUUACCAUGGUGGAAAAGAUAGGAACCAUGACAGAACUAAGGAUCUGGAAAAUAAACACAGUAAUUCAAAAGUUAAGAAAGCAGACAGAAGAGCUUCUUUGUCUGAUGAUGAAAAUUACAGACACUGGAGCAAAGAUAAUGGACAUCGCAGUAGAAAAAGAGAAAGAUCGAAAUCCAGAGAGAGAGACCGUGAUGAUUCGAGUCCAAGAGAGGAGGAACAAGAGGACCGGUACAGAAAUGGUUCGGAGAAACACCGGGAGAAGUACAGCCGCUACUCUGACCAGAACGAGGAGAGGGAAUCCAGAAGGAACGAGGACAGACAAAGGGAGAAUUCCCCACACAGGCGAAAAUGAAGACCAACCACAGUUUGACAUAAAUGUACGUUUCUGAGCUGUUAAGACUGUAUUUUAAAAUCUAUUACUGAACUUUCUUUAAAAAAAGAUUUUGUACAAAGUGAUGGUUUGCAUUUGUAAAUUUUACCAGACUUUUUCAAAUUUUCUGUACCACUUUUUUAUAAUUGUAUCAUUAAGUCUUUCUGUUAAGUUCUUCUUGGGAAAGACAAAGCUCUUUAUUUUGUGAAUAAAACCAUUAAGAUAUCAGCAAAA